AUGAGCACUGACUUCGGACGCAAGGAUCUCUCUGACAAGGUCCAGGAGAAGAUGACUCCUCAGUCUGCCAAGGGUCCUCUCGACACCACCAAGGAGCAUGCCACCGGCACCGCCGACCACGUUGCCAGGUUUANNGACCUCAAGACCGAUGAACACAAGUCCGCCGGCCAGUCCAUCCACGACAAGGUCUCUCGCAUGACCAGCUCCGACACCACCAGCUCCAGCGCUACCGACUCCAACAUCACCGGCACCAACACCACCACUGGUGACCACAAGACUGUUGUCGACAAGGUCAAGGAUGCCAUUCCCGGCCUCCACUCUGACAAGCGCUCCGAUGCUGCUGAGGUCACGGACCCCAACACCUCCACCACCACUUCCGACUAUGUCAACAAGAACCUCUGA
Molecule: messenger RNA, 402 nt
Organism: Aureobasidium uvarum
Lineage: Eukaryota; Fungi; Ascomycota; Dothideomycetes; Dothideales; Saccotheciaceae
Source: the annotation of a GenBank genome assembly